AGAUGCAGAUUUCGUUAUACGUUUAUUAGAUUUUAAUUUGGGUCACUCCGUCAUUUUUUAUACUGGGAUCGCGUAAUAAACGUUAGCGUGUUUAAACAAGAUUUUGUAAUGAUAGUUGAAAUCGACGGUUUAGUUGUUGCUAAGGACUUAUGUAGUAAUAUGUAACUUGUACAGAAUCGCGUGAAAAAAAGUAAUCGUAUAUACGGGACAAUACAAAUCGGGUUCCAUUGUGUGGUAUAUUCAACAUACUCGUAACCCUGUUUCACUCCACUCGCCCUUUACAUGUUGUGUAUGUGUGCACGUGGCGAUUUUUCUAUCAUUUUUGUUUUCCGAUUAACCUGGUUCGUCUUUAUACGCGUCGUUUUUGUGCGCCUACAAUGAUAAUUAUUGUUGUAACGACCGCUAUUAACAUAUUAAUUCUAAACUAUGAUUUCGUACGGUGUGUGUAAGGUGUAUUUUAUUAUUUACAACCGCUGUGCGACGUCGACCGUCGUCCUACUAUAAAUAACCAAAAUCUCCCGCUGUUGUUUCCGAACAUUCCGCGGUUCUUCAGGGUUAGAGUACUACGAGUUAUCACGACGGUGAUUUGUAUAGCAGUCGGUCGAUUAUUUCUGUUCCGUGUUUUACAUCGCAAUAUUUUUACGUUUAUUCGAGCUACAUAAUUCUGUCACCACUGUUGCCGUGGACUUCUGACAAGUAAUUUUUUUAACAUCAAUUGGUUUUGAAACUAAAACGAUGUAUCAAUGGUGAAUUGCAGUGCAACCGUUUUCAAGUUUUGUAUGCAGUGUGUAUGCUGUUUUUCUACAAUUUGUGCACAAAAGAAAUGAUCACAUCGCAUCUACGAAAUGAACGCACGUUCUCACUGUCUUGAGUUAAGCGUUGAAGGCUUUCAAGUAGAUGAAGCUGUCUCCUGUCUAUUUCAUACUGUACUUCUACAUCGGUCACUUGGAAAAUUUUGUUUUGCCCCUGACGGUACAUAUACAAUGGGUACUGUAGGUUUACAAGAUGUUGAUUGUGAUUUCAUUGACUUUACAUAUAUAUGUUGUUCAUCACCACAUUUAGACCGCAAACUGCGAAAUGAUAUUUCAGAAUUUUCUGAAUGUCUUAGACGUGAUAAUCACACAUUUGGACAAAUCACAUUAGAAUUUUUUCAAAAAAAAAAAGCUAGAUGGCCAUUUCAAUCUGAAUGUAUACCUUGGGAAGUGUGGAACGUGCGUGUGGAUUUGUUGAAAAUUUGUAAUGAAACUAAUAGACAAAUAUCGAAGGAAAAAAUUAGUGAUUCUUUAAGUGACAAAAUAAUUUACAUAGCAGAAAUAAUGAACAGACAUGAAUAUUUACCUAGUAUACCACCUCAGUCGGAAUUAGAUUUAGUAUUUGAUACAUCAUUUGCUGAUAUUCAACCAUACUUAUUUAAGACAAAUUAUUUAACCAGUGGUGCAAGCAGCCCAUCAGUUGGAUCAGCUGUUCAAAAGCUUAUACGAGAUACAUUGUCAUUAUCGUAACGAUCAUUUCUAGAAUAAAUGUUAUUUUUCUGUUUCUACCAAUCUACCUAUUAGUGGUAACUUAAAUUUAGUACAAAGUAGAGUAUAUAAUAUUAGAAUUGUAAAAUUGUAAUACAAUUAAUGGAAUAUAUUG
Sipha flava (yellow sugarcane aphid) is the source of this 1635-nucleotide messenger RNA. RefSeq names its product autophagy-related protein 101 (gene Atg101). Gene Ontology annotation, cellular component: phagophore assembly site. Gene Ontology annotation, biological process: autophagy; autophagosome assembly. The transcript has 2 exons. Lineage: Eukaryota; Metazoa; Arthropoda; Insecta; Hemiptera; Aphididae. Bases 846 to 1502 code for a protein of 218 amino acids. The record is from RefSeq and is a predicted model, not a curated record.